AUGUCUUAUUCAAAUUUAACUUCAGAAUUCUUUAAAAAAUUUUGUAAAUAUAUAUAUUUAUGUGGUAACUCUUAUUUGUGGAUAGAAGAAAUAGAGUUUUCGAGUUUAUUUUUAAAAGUUUACAGAAAAUUAACUGAUUUAAUAACCGUCUGCAUUUAUAUAUUUAUAUCCAUGCAAUUAGCUGGACUUUUCACUCAACCAAAUUUGACUGAAAAGCAAUAUUAUGAUAGAUUUGUACUCAGUUUCUGUCAUCCUGUCACAAUUGUUUUUUAUUUAUAUACCGAUUAUUAUAAGAACACUACCAAAGAAAUAAUUUUCAAGUUGGCCGUUGUUUUGAAAAAUGUUUACAAUGAUAAAGAUAUUGAGAGACAGAUGUUACGAAAGUCGAAGUUGUAUUCAGUCGCAAUCCUAUGCAAUUUUAGUACGACCUUGAUUUCGUAUGGAUUCGAUGGACUUGUGCAAGUAGCAUGCAGAGAAGGCACCUUUACUACGGUUAUAACAGCAUGGCCAGAUGUAGAAGAUAGAAGCGUCUAUGCAAACAUAGGAAGAGUAGCAACCUAUAUUGUUUGGUGGCUAUAUGUGAUUCGUCUAUCGGCAACCUAUUUACUUAUGACAUUUUUAACGAUUUGUCUGAGCUAUCAGUAUAAAAACUUGCAAAGUUAUUUUUACAACCUUGAAAAGAUUUUCGAUGAAAACGAGUUGAGCCAAUUUGAAAAAGAGAAAAAGUAUGAGAGAUCUGUGAAAAUUGGAAUAAAACUGCAUUCUGAAACAAAUUGGUGUGUAGACAAAACUCAAACAGUUUUGGCUUUUGUUUUUAACGGCCAAAUAAUGAUCAACGUUGUCCUAAUUUGUACGGUAAUGCUACAGAUGGCGAACUCUGAGCGUACUAUAAGUAAUGCCCUCGCAACUGUCACGACGGGUACAACUUGUUUAGUAUGCACCGGCUUUUUUAUGUGGUUUGCUGGAGAUAUCACUGUGGAGGCGGGAUCCCUAAGCACAGCAAUAUACAGCUCGGGAUGGGAGAAUUGCGAAGGAGACUGCUCGGCACGAAUGAGGCGUUUGCUGGUGUUUGCAAUAACACAAAGCCAGAAACCAGUGGUACUGCGUAGCUUCGGUAUCGUAGAUCUUUCUUACCAGUCGUUCGUAACUAUCGUCAAAGCGUCAUACUCCGUGUUUUCAUUAUUAUAUUAA
Messenger RNA from Parnassius mnemosyne (clouded apollo), 1191 nucleotides. Lineage: Eukaryota; Metazoa; Arthropoda; Insecta; Lepidoptera; Papilionidae. The record is from the annotation of a GenBank genome assembly.